Parus major (Great Tit) is the source of this 6962-nucleotide messenger RNA. RefSeq names its product epidermal growth factor (gene EGF). The transcript has 25 exons. Gene Ontology annotation, molecular function: calcium ion binding. The record is from RefSeq and is a predicted model, not a curated record. Bases 498 to 4343 code for a protein of 1281 amino acids. Lineage: Eukaryota; Metazoa; Chordata; Aves; Passeriformes; Paridae.
AAAAAACAACUGUGUGUCGGAGAAGGACGGUACCUGGAGAUUUUGCUCCCUGCACUCCACUGAGAGCUGUGCUGAAGAUUUUUCCGAAUUCUCUGCUUUUAAGAUUUAAACGGCAGCUUUGUCACGAGGAAAUUUGAAGUGAUCCUUGCAAGCAUGGCUUUAAAGCUGUGUUAAAUUUGUGGCAAGAGUGUCAGGCAUUUCAUACUUGGCUUCCAAGAGAGAAAAAAAAAAAGAAACGAGAGAGAGAAAAAAAGCCCUGAUGUGUGUAGGGAAGAAAUCUCCCAGGAAUUUCUUCAAGGUUGUAGUCAGACACAGUAAGGUCUAAAGUGACAAGAAAAGCAAGGCAAAGAUAAAACUUGAAAUUGUGAUAAGAUGUCUGAGUCUAAAGUGGCAGAUUGCAGAAAACUUUUGGGAUUACACAUGCUCAUCUUGUCCUGGAUAUGACUGAAUACAAGCUAGUUUUUCUCUGGUGACAGCUCAAAAACCCCCUCAAGAUUAUGUUUCUCUUCCUUGUUGCUUUUUUGCCAGUGGCUUUUAAAAUUGGUUUUGUCAGCCUCUCAGCUCUGCAGCACUGGAACUGUCCUAAUGGAUACAGAUUAAAGCCUGAAAACUCUGCUUGUAUAGAUAUUGAUGAGUGCCUUGAAGGUGGUUUGGGGACCUGUGGCCAAACCUGUAUCAAUAUUCCAGGGUCAUACAUCUGCUCCUGUUUGCCUGGCUACUCCUUGGGUAUUGACAAGCAUUCUUGCUAUGUGAACGACCCAGCACCAUUUCUGCUUUUUACCCAUGGAAAUGCCAUCUUUAGAAUUGACACUGAAGGGACAAAUCAUGAAAGACUGGUUGCUGAUACUGGUCCAUCAACACUUAUGGAUUUUCAUUAUAUAGAAGAGAAAGUGUAUUGGGUAGACUCUGAAAGGCGACUGCUUCAAAGAAUUCACCUAAAUGGCACAAAACGAGAGAGACUAUGUUACAUAGACAAAGGCAUUUCAGGAUUUGCUAUUGACUGGAUAAAUCAAGACAUUCUCUGGGCCAACAGAGAGAAAGGCACCAUAGAAGCAACAGACAUGAAUGGGAAGAAACGCCGAGUUCUUCUAAGAGCUGUUGGUCGUCCCACAAAGAUUACCAUUGAUGCUGAACAAAGGCUGUUAUUUGUGUCUUCAGAUGGUACAGUUUCCAGCAUUCACCGAGUGCCCCUCAGUGGAAAUGAUAUGAUAAAUAUUUUAAAAACCACAGAAAAAAUAAAGGCCAUCUCCCUAGAUUUGAUUGACACAAGGCUCUACUGGAUCCAACACGACCUCGGAAAAGAGAUUUCCCAUAUUGGAUCAUGUGACUAUGACGGUGGAGCCGUUCGCUUCCUCAGAAAUUCUGUCCGACAUCAAUUGCUUGGUCUGUCUCUCUUUGCUGAGCACCUGUACUACUCAGACUUGAAGUCUGGCAUGAUAUGGAGAGCCAACAAAUAUACUGGAAAAGUUGUAGUCACAAUUAGUUUGAAGCCAUCAUUUUUCCCACCAGUGGAGAUAAAAAUAGUGCAUCCAUUUAAGCAGCCAGGUGCAAGGAUUGAUUCUCAGGAUUUGGAAAAAGGAAUCUGUGAUUUGAACAGAGAAAAGUGCAGAAGAAGAAUCUGCAGGCCAGACUCAAGGACUCAUCGGUGUAAAUGUUCUAGUGGCUUUAUUUUAAGUCGAAAUAAACAGUUUUGUGAAGACAUUAAUGAAUGUGGCUUCUGGAAUCACGGCUGCACUUUAGGCUGUGUGAAUAUCCCUGGUUCCUAUUACUGCACCUGCCCGAGAGGCUUUGUUCUGCUGCCUGAUAGGAAAACGUGUCAUGAGCUAAUUACCUGUACAAGUAAUGACACUGGCUGUAGUCACGGCUGCCUUCGAACAUCUAAAGGCCCUGUUUGCUUUUGUCCAGAAGGAUCUGUACUCAAAGUGGAUGGCAAAACAUGCACAGGUUGUACAUCUCCAGAUAAUGGUGGCUGCAGUCAGAUAUGCUCUUCUUUAAGCCCAUCCUCCUGGGAGUGUGCUUGUUUUCCUGGAUAUAAGCUUCAGCGAGACAGAAAGCACUGCACAGCCAUAGGUCCUAAGCCAUUUUUGUUAUUUGCAAAUGGCCAAGAUAUCCGCCAGAUCAGUUUUGAUGGAACAGAUUAUACAAGUUUACUUGACUGGCAGAUGGGAGUAGUCUUAGCACUGGACUCUGACCCGGUGGAAAAUAAGAUUUACUUUGCCCACACCGCCUUGAAAUGGAUAGAACGAGCUAAUCUGGAUGGUUCAGAUCGUGAAAAGGUUAUUCAUGGAGCUAUAGAUACACCCGAAGGCCUUGCUGUGGACUGGAUUAACCGUAAAUUGUAUUGGACAGACAGAGGGAAGGUGUGUGUUGAAAGGAGCAAUCUGAAUGGAAUGCAAAGAAAAAUGAUCAUCUGGGAGGAUCUCUCCCAGCCUCGAGGGAUUGCCAUUCACCCAUUUGCUAAGAGAUUAUUCUGGACUGACAUGGGGGUCAAUCCGCGGAUCGACAGCUCUUCAUUAGAAGGCUUCGAUCGCCGUGUUGUAGCCAGCACUGGCCUGGUGUGGCCCAGUGGGAUAGCUCUUGACUACCUGUCUGACAAGUUGUACUGGUGUGAUGCUAAACAGGCUGUGGUUGAGAGCGCAAACCUGGAUGGUUCUGGUCGUCGAAUUCUUGCACAGAAUGAUGUAGGCCACCCUUUUGCUGUAGCGGUGUUUGAGGACCACCUGUGGUUUUCUGACUGGGCUAGGCCAUCACUAGUGAGGGUGGACAAGAAGACCGGCCAAAACAGGGUACGUCUUCGAGGCAGCAUGCUGAGACCCUCAUCAAUGGUUGUAGUUCAUCCUUUGGCGAAACCAGGGGCAAAUCCUUGCCUUUAUGAGAAUGGAGGCUGUGAUCAGAUCUGUGAAAACAGUUUUGGAAUUGUCCACUGCAAGUGCUAUCCAGGAUUUGGAAAAGCUCAAGAUGGAAAAUCCUGUCAUGCUCUGGAUUCUUCCAACUCAACAGAAGGAAGCAUCUCUGUGAACAAGGAGUUAAUGCCAAUGCCAGCACCACCACAGACUGUGCUCCAGAGCAGGUGGAGCACUCAGAUUUUUAAGGAUGCAGACAGUGGGGAAAAGAAGAAAAUUAUUUUUUUUAUGGCUGAAAUCAUGGUAUCAGAUGAAGACGACUGCACUGCACUAGAAUGUUAUGUCAAUGCAGAGUGUGUUUUGCUGGAAGACGGUGCUAUGUGCCAGUGUUUGAAAGGAUUUACCAGGAAGGGGAAAUCAUGCUAUGACGUUGACGAGUGCGCUGUGCGCAUGGACCGCUGCAAUCGAAGCGUGUCGGACUGUAUCAAUACCGAAGGGGGAUACGUCUGUAAAUGCCUGGAAGGCUACACUGGAGAUGGAGUCCAUUGCUACGAUAUUGAUGAGUGCAAGACGGGGUCUCACACCUGUGGAGAGAACAUGACCUGCACAAAUACAGAAGGAAACUUCACUUGCACGUGUGCUGAUCAUGCUUCUGGGACUGGCAUUGGUUGCAAAUCUACUGUUCCCCCAACUGCUGCCAGCAAGGAAUACACCACAAACGCUGUGCAAGGUGACACUGUAGGAUGCCCUCCUUCCUAUGAGUCAUACUGCCUCCAUGGUGGAGUGUGCAAUUAUGUUUCUGAUCUACAAGACUAUGCCUGCAACGGUGCCCAGCGGUGGAUAAGCGGCGGUGCGGGGCCGUGCCCUGCCCUCCGCUGCAGCGUGUGCCCUUUCCUUGGCAGCUGCGUGACGGGAUUCGUGGGGGAGCGCUGCCAGUUCAGCGACCUGGAGUGGUGGGAGCAGCGGCUGAGCGCCGGGCGGGCCAAGGCGCGGAGCAUCGCCAUCUCCGCCUGCGCCGCCGUGCUGGCCCUGCUGCUGCUGCUGGCUGUCCUGGCCGCCUACUGCCGCAGAAGUCAGAAUUUGUAUAAGAAGAAUCUCUGUGCAGAAGCGGUAAGAGCCGCCAGCAGCCGCGCUGACAAUGAGAGCGUAACACCUACUGGCAACAAGUCUCUGUUUGCUGUUUUUAAGGAGGGUAACAGUUCUCUGGAGAGUAAAGCAGUUGAUCUAAUUGAGUGUGAGACAGCAGACCCUCAUCCUGCCUGUCCUUCAGAAUCUGAGGAAGAACAGCCUGUAACAUAUGACAAAGCAGCAGAGACUUGUGCAGAAGAGGAGAAAGAACAAGGCCACCGAAAGGAGGGUCCUGUUGGUGAGAAAUUGCAUCAAUCCACGGGAGCAGCGAAGGGCUCUUCCCAGGCUCCCUGGAGCAUCCAUCCCAAUCCUCUGCCUGAAAGGGAGCCUUGCAAUCUUGCCCCAGCCAGCCUGCUGAUGCAGCCAGACUAGAAGCAGUCUGUGUUUGAAUGGGAAAAGGAGGAAGUCAGCAAAGGAUGGGAGCUCACAAACACUGAAGCGACACUCAUUUUUUUCAUUAAAAUCUGCUUUAGAAAAAACCUGCCAUUAUUCAGAACAAAACAGAGAAAUCCUUGGCACUCCUUUCCUGUCAUCUCUGCUUGGAAGAAUUACUGUGAGGAACGUGUUGGCAAUGAGUGCUCUAUGAGUAUCACUGCUUCAUUAACUUCAUUAACUGCCUCCUAAAAGGUCACUGGGAAGAAGAUAGCCAAGUGGGUCAUUUAUUAGUGAUAAGAAUUUGCUAAGGGAAGCUUGUUGCAAGUAGUGAUCUUUCCACACACAGAGUCUAGAAACUGCCUAGAAAGUGGGACACAAGGACAGCUGCAGAGAAACAGGAAUCGAGGAGAAAAAUUAGUUCAAAAUGGAUCUUACUAUUAAAAUUUUUUUAAUGGACCCUAUAUGCCUCUUCCCAGUGCUGCUGACUGCAGUGUAACUUGGAUUUCACCUGAGAUAUUCUUGUGUCUAGCAAGCACCAAAUCUUGGCAUUUCUCAGGUUUUUAUGUACUGGAGGAUAGUUUGCAGGCACGUGUUAUUAAUGAUGGGCAGCAUUUGAGGGCGAAAGUGAUUAAUUCAUUUUUUCCCCCAGUCCUGCACUGGUCCUCCAGAGCAUAACAGGACUACUUGUGGGCUGAGGAAGUGUCUGCUUUCAGCCCUGUGGAGAGGCAUGUGCUGGAGCUGUCCUUGUCUUACAGAGGUGUGCCUGUACCAAACCUGGUCCAUUAUAUAGGACUGAGUGUGAUGACAGAAGUCCACCCAAUUGCUGUUCCAAAAGAACAGGAUGAGUGGUACAAAACCACAAAAAAAGCCACCUCGGUUUGGACUGAUUUCCACUCAACUGAUUUGUGCUGCCUGUUAAAUCUGAGGGAACAACUGGAAAACUGAACCAAUUUUUCUUGUAACUGGAUUUCUAACACCUCUCAGAUUGUUUACUCUCUUGUAAAGCUCUGUUGUAUGCAGAGAUGAGGUCAGCUGUUUAUCAUGAGAUUAACUCUGGUGGUGAGAGCAUGGUGCUGAUAACACCAAGGGUAUGGGUUCAAUCCCUGUAUGGGCCUUCCACUUCAGAGUUGAACUUGAUGCUCCUCGUAGGUCCCUUCCAACUCAGAACAUUCUGUGAUAUCAAGUGAUUUUCACCAACUCGUCUUGACUUCCUAAGGCCAUUUUCAGAACGUUUUGGAAGAUACCUGGACAGCAACUAAAUUACUAAUAAUGAUUUUAUUAUUUGUAGGGGAUCUCUCAGUCCUCUGAUUUUGAAGCCUGCUGUUGUAACCUUUAAACUCUGCUACAGUGCCCACCACUAAUGUUCCUUGCAAUUCAUAAGAUGGAUAAUAGUGGCAAAUGUUACUAAUUUCUGUGUUUACUAGUCUGCUUUUCUGAGUUCUUUUUGAAUCCUGCCAGAAAGGUAUAGAAUGUUGUCACUUUUUUUUUUUUUUUCACUUUUUUUUUUUUUUUUUUUUUUUUUUUUUCUUUUUUACCAGCUCUGCAGGCCAAUAUGGGAAAGCGUAUUGAAAGGCUCUUACCUCUUAUCCAAAAUAGUUCCACACUGGAGUAACUUUGGGAAAUCAGUUUUGUUUUAUGUCAGUGAAACUGUAAGAGCACUGAGUCCAAGUUGUAGGAGUUACAAAAAACGUAAUGCUGGUUUUGUAGAGGGUUGUGACUUAUUUAACUUCUAAAGUGAUUUUUGCUGGUGGUUUUGAAUUGUUGAGUCUGUUUUCUUACCACAUCAAUUCUGGAUUCAGAACAAACUUGUAAACUACACAUUUCCAGAGCUUAGUUGGAGCUAUUAUCAGUGAAGACACAUUCUCUUGUGUGAAUGGUAACAAGGGUGCUUCCGCAGAAAGAGAAACGGCUGAGAUGUGUUGGCAUCCUAAACUGUUCAAGAGCAGGCAACAACUGUGUUGAAUCAUUAGGAUUUGGUAGAUUUGAUUUUAAGUUUGAUAUUGUUUAAUUUCACUGACAUUGUUCAAAGCAUCUAGUUGGGACUGCCUGGUCCUUCAGUUACUGAUCUUCUGUAUUUUAAUGUGAAGAGGGUCCAGGUCAAAAGGCCCCGGAUCAAAAAAGUAUUUUGUUCCCAUGAGAGCUACACAGUAAAAAGACUUUGAUCCCUGCACUUUGAGUUUCUCUGGUGAAGUAGGUUUGUGUGCUUAAAAUGCAAGUGUUGUGUCAAAUGACAGUCAACAUUUCAUUGGAAGUUUCCCCAGUCAAAAGAAAUAAAGAUUUGUAACCUUGAAUCUUGACUGAAUAAAGAUGUUUCAGACUCCUUAAAAAUUAGUUUGCUAUUCUGUCCUGGGUUUUUUUUGUUUUCCUUGCUUUCCUUCCAAGGAUCUAAUUUUAAAUUUGAUAGUGUUCUUUACAGAAUAAGAUAGGGAAACCAAGCUGACAUGUUUUUGUAAUUAAAGUGUUUGGAGUUUUAAAUAUUUCCUAAACUUAGCUCUAAACUCAAAAUAAUCUUUAGUGUAAAAACUUGAAAUGAUAUUUCAAUACAAAUAUAAUAUAUUUGCUUUAUUUGUAUGUUUAUAAAGUUAUUGAUUUAUAAAAUAAAAUUUAAAAAAAGAC